AUGUCUUCCAGUCCGUCCUCGUCCACCGACCCCUGGUUUGAGUUAGCCAACGGUCCUCACACCGGCAAGACCUAUUGGCAAGGCAAAUCCUUCCUCAUCCGCAAGCACUGUCCCCCAGAACCAUUCCAGGUUAAUGGCCACUAUCGGGACAACCCGCGGCCCAUUGCCGACUGGGACCUAUGGGGAGCUCGCAAGCAGUAUGGAAUCGACCGUCUCGAGUUUGCCCUCGCUUACCCGCCUAUGGAUGAUGAGAGUCAUCAGCAUCCGAGUACCGGUAAUGACACGGUUCUCGAACGUUCACUAACCAUCACGGGUUCUAAAACACGCCGCAACAAUGAUAAUGGGUCUGAAAGGCGUGGGGCGCACGUGCUGACAUGCUUUCUCGACGGGGACGCUACAGUGGAAUACAUCGCGAAAAUCUACGAUGGCGUUGACUACCCCGGCAGCUACCAGGAGCCCGAUUGCAUGACCUUGGCCGACAUGGAUUACAGCAUCGAGGCCUGCGCAUACCGGAAUCUACAGUCAAUCCCCGGAGUCGGAGGAGUCCUUGUACCAGCUUAUUUUGGCUCCUGGACCUUUGCACUCGAUAACCCAAAUGCCGAUGCGGACCCGAAUGGCCCUGCGGCGGUAGCCCGUCAACGUUGGGUACGCAUGAUUCUGAUCGAGCUGGUCCCGGGCGAGUGUCUCCUAGACAUGAUAGAGCGCGCCAGAGUACCCGUACCCUCCCUAGAGCCGACUCUACGUCCGAUCACCACUACAAACUAUUCUGUCUUACCCCCCGAAGCCUUCCGUAUCCGCGUCAUCCGCAACAUCAUCGAAGCCGAUAUCAUCAUCUGGUGGGAAGCCCUCCUCACAAACCACGAUUUCCACCCGCGUAACAUCAUGGUCAAACCCGACGGCAAGGUCGUCAUCAUCGACUUCAACCACGCCCAGCUGUUUGAGUUCACCACCUAUGGUGAUGUUCACCCCCGGCAACGGGAGCCGGGCCACCCAGAUGCCCUAACCCAGCCAGAGUCCCCGAUAGAGAGGUAUUGGGCCGUCCCGUUUGGCUCCGUGGCCGCCGGGUGGGUUGGUGACCUAUGGAAACACUGGAUGCCGGAGUCCUGGGUCAAGGAUCCGGAUCAGGCAACUGAAUGGUUGGUGGCUACCUUCCGGGACGAUACCAGGUUCGCGCCGCUGAGUCACGACUUUUUGAAUUGUUAUUUCCGGACCAAGUGUAGUCCGAGAGCACAAAAGUUACUAGAGGAUUUAGGGCGGGAGCCAGCGGGCAAAGGGGCAGAAAAGAAGGGAAAAGAAAUCGACAUUUAG
Molecule: messenger RNA, 1308 nt
Organism: Dichotomopilus funicola
Lineage: Eukaryota; Fungi; Ascomycota; Sordariomycetes; Sordariales; Chaetomiaceae
Exons: 2
Coding region: 1-1308 (435 amino acids)
Source: RefSeq, a predicted model, not a curated record